UCGCGGCCGGCCACUGGGGGUGGGGGGGCGGCCCUGGCGCUGGGGCUGUGGUGGUGCGCGGGGCGCGGGCGCGGCGGCUGCGGUGGCUGCGGAGCUGACGAGAAACUCCUAAAUUUCCUCUGGGAGUGAAGUAGAAUUUCUUCAGAACAUAAUGGAUGGAGAAGAGAAAACCUAUGGUGGCUGUGAAGGCCCUGAUGCUAUGUAUGUCAAAUUAAUAUCCUCUGAUGGCCAUGAGUUUAUUGUAAAAAGAGAACAUGCGUUAACAUCAGGAACAAUAAAAGCCAUGUUGAGUGGCCCAGGUCAGUUUGCUGAAAAUGAAACCAAUGAAGUCAAUUUUAGAGAGAUCCCUUCACAUGUGCUAUCCAAAGUGUGCAUGUAUUUUACCUACAAGGUUCGUUACACUAACAGCUCGACCGAGAUUCCUGAAUUCCCAAUUGCACCUGAAAUUGCACUGGAACUGCUGAUGGCUGCGAAUUUCCUAGAUUGUUAAAUAAAGUAAAUUAUAAUAAACUGUUAACUUUUUUCAGUAUUUAAUACCCGUAGUUCAGUUAGUAACUUUUCAUAUAUAGCAUGUUGCCUGUGUGCAAUUGAACUUUCAGUGUUCAUUGCAAAGCAGAUUAUCUUCUGUUCUUAUUUUGCAUAGCAAUCAGAGCUGACAUUCGUUUGCUACAUCAGUAAAUUAAGGACAUUUUCAAAAACUGAGAAAUAAACAAAUAUGCCAAUUCGUAGGUGGUUUUGCCUUAUAUUUUGGAUGUGAUUUUUUUUUUUUGAUGGUGGUACAGUAAAUGCUAAAAUUUAGGCAUAAAUGAACAUUGUUCUACAAGUAAAUAAUUGGCUCUGUAUUUUUAUGUUUUGUUGGGUUUUUUUAACUAUCCUGAUCUUCUAGACAUCAUUAGUAGCAUUAUUAGUUAUGCAAAUGUUGCAUUAUAAACAUGUUUAUAACUUAGCCAAGACUUCAAUUUUUUUAUAACUGUCAAAGACAUAAGAGUUGAAAUUUCUUAUGUGUCUUUUGAUAAACUGCAGUAUUGUUUAAAUGUUUCUUGUCCUUUUGUUUAUAGCUGCGAUUUAAGAACUUUAUUUAAAAGCAAUUUUGGAAGAUUACUAGUUAGAGUUUUUGGAGCUAUUAACUGCAUUGUAGCCAACAGGUCAGCUAUGUGACUGAUUAAAUGUGUGUUGUUCAUUUUAACCAGUUCACAGUAUGUACUUUACUAUAUUUUUCCCCCCAAUAUUCAUUCUUCUUCCAUAGUUCCUUGUUGUGUCCACAUUUUUGUAUGUACGUGUUAAGCUUAACCUCAUCCAGACCUUAAAAACUAGACUACCCUGAAUUAUUCUAAUCUUCCUCCUUCCAUUUGAAUUAUUUAUGAGAAACAUUUUGAGAUACACAAUGCAAUGCUUAAAAUAUACUUUGUAAUCAUCUAUUAAAAUAUAUCAUCCAAAAUGAAUAUGACAAUGAUGAUUGGUGGGUCUUUUACCCACAGGUAGUGUGAACUUUAUAAGGAGGUCAGUAAGCUUUCCUACUAAACAUACCAAAAAAUAUUAAAAACCAUGACAGCAUAGCUGAUGAGAAGCUAUGGUAAAAGAAGCACUGGACGUGGGUUUAUAUUUCUUUUAUCUUAUAGUGACAACAAUGCUGUCAUUAUAGUCUAUAAAUCAAGCUUUCAACUUAGUUCUUCCAGAAGGGUUUAUUAUGGACCAGUUUUUCUGGGAACUGCACCAUAAAGAACCAAGUCUCUACAAGCCUCCUGCGUGCCUAGGUCUGGGGCAACCCUGUGCAUUCCUGUAAUGCUUAGAUGAGGCCAGAGCAAGGUUAUAGAAACUUCAGAAAAUUAAAAACAACCAAGAGUUAUAAAAUUAGAUUUUACUCUUAAAAGACCUAAUGUUGUACUUUCUAGUUUAUGAAAGUAGUGAAGUAAACAAUAUACAUGUUAAUUGCAUAUAUUUUAGUAACUUCAUAAGACAUACAGGUACAUAUUUUAGUAUAAAAGACUCAAGUUCAAAACUCUAUUCUACUACCUGGUGACAAGUAAUGUCAAUUAUAAGAACCUAAACUACCAUCAUAACUGUCAAGGUGAUAGCUAGAAAUAGUUUAUUUAACCUUGGCCAACUUUAGUGAGUUACUUUGUGUUAGAUUCAGAAGUAACUCUAGGUUUAAAAUAUUGGACUAGAAGAUUAGGAAAACCUGUAUAUCUUGCAAACGGUACUUGCAUGUUAAUAAAGGCUCAAAUGAUUGAAAGAUUGGAACACUUGGUAUUUGAUCUUUUUGGCCUUUUUUUUUUGAGGAUUUAUGAAAUCAGGAUAUCUUUCCAUAGUUAUGUAAUAGGAAUUAUUUGAUUAAAUUUAAGAAAUGAUCUUA
Molecule: messenger RNA, 2353 nt
Organism: Sorex araneus (European shrew)
Lineage: Eukaryota; Metazoa; Chordata; Mammalia; Eulipotyphla; Soricidae
Gene: ELOC
Product: elongin C
Exons: 4
Coding region: 152-490 (112 amino acids)
Biological process (GO): ubiquitin-dependent protein catabolic process
Cellular component (GO): elongin complex
Molecular function (GO): protein-macromolecule adaptor activity
Source: RefSeq, a predicted model, not a curated record